AUGUCUGAAGAUCAAAUCAAUCAAUUUUUGAUGAUAACAGGCUCAGAAAAUAAUGAAAUGGCCAAACAAUUUAUUGAAAUGGCUGAUGGGAAUUUAGAGGUGGCGAUCUCUAUUUUUUUUGAAAAUGGUGGUAAUAGAAUGGCCCAAGCUCAAGAUCGUCGUAAUAGUAAUACAAAUACAACCAGAAAUGCAAAUAGCGAUAGCAAUUUUCAUUCAAAUUCGAAUUCAGGUACUAAUAUUACAGCCAAUACAGAAUCAGAUGCUGAGUUAGCACAACGCUUACAAAAUGAAGCUUAUCAACAGGGUCCAAAUGUAGGGUCAGGAAUAUCCUCUGAUGAUACAAUUCGUGCUCCUGAUCAAGCCAUUCAUGAAACAUUAGCAGAUACUCAUAUUUUUCCUGGAACUUAUGGUGGUAUUGGGGGAUCUUUUGGUCCAUUAAGAAGAACUGUCGAUGACAUGUUUGAUCAAAGUAGACCCACAGGUGUUUUCAAUCAACGAUUUGAUUCAUAUACUGGUUCAAAUAAUGAAUCUUCGUCAUCUUCAGAUGAAGACGCUCAUGAUGAUGACAAUGAUGAUGACGACGAUGAUAAUAUGUCUAAUGAUUUAGAAUAUGAGUAUGUAGAAACAUCUACGAUUGAAAUUGAUGAUGAUGGUGAAUUACAUGAACAUACAAAAUUAGUUAAACGUCCAAAACAAAUGUCAAGAGAAAGAAAAUUAGAAUUAUUAUUUAGGCCCCCAUUCGAUAUAAUGUCAAAAAGAGAUUUUGAAAGUGCAAAGAGAAAAGCUGUCAAGAAAAAGAAAUGGCUAAUGAUCAAUAUCCAAGAUUCUGGUAUAUUUCAAUGCCAGGCUUUAAAUAGAGAUUUAUGGUCAUCAAAAGCUGUUAAAAAAUUAAUCAAGUCGCAUUUUGUGUUUUUACAAUAUCAGUUUGAAGCAAGAGAUGCAACCCCAUAUAUAAAUUUUUACAAUCUACAUGAUAAAAAUGAUUUACCCCAUAUAGGUAUUAUUGAUCCAAUUACUGGUGAAAGAAUGAAACAAUGGGACCAAACAGUUCCUGAAGUGACUAAGUUUAUUACUGACAUCAAGGAAUUUUUAAGUGCAUUUUCAAUGGACCCAAGUCAUCAAAAUCCGAUUGUUAAACAACCAGAACCUAAGGUCGAUCCAAGUACAUUAUCUGAAGAACAACAACUUCAAAUAGCAAUUAAAGAAUCAUUAGAUAAUGAUGCUAAUAGCGACAAUGCCCUUCGUGAUGAUAACAAUAAUCAUAUAGCGGCUGACAGUACGACUAACGAGGUACAAGCUAACAAUAAUACAUCCGCAUUAGAUCCAUUUACUACAAUCCAACCUAUAGCACAUGAGGAACCUCAAAAUAAACCGGGAAUUACAACUAGAAUUCAAAUACGUACAGGUGAUGGAAGAAGAAUUGUUAGAAGAUUCACUUCCGAAGAAGAUUCAGUCCGUACCAUAUUCGAAGUUGUGAAAACUGAAAUAGUAGGCUUUGAAACAGUACGCUUCAUGUUAACAGAUCAUAAUAGAGAAAAUUUGAUCGAAAAACUCGAUCUUUCAAUAUCUGACGCUGGUUUGAAGAAUAGUUCUCUGCUUUUAGCUAAAGAAGAGGAUGAAGAUGAAGAAGCUGAUGGCGAUGAAAAAUAA
Henningerozyma blattae CBS 6284 is the source of this 1650-nucleotide messenger RNA. RefSeq names its product DNA protein crosslink repair co-factor UBX5 (gene UBX5). The record is from RefSeq and is a predicted model, not a curated record. The coding region runs from base 1 to 1650 and encodes 549 amino acids. NCBI's taxonomy places the organism in Eukaryota, Fungi, Ascomycota, Saccharomycetes, Saccharomycetales, Saccharomycetaceae. Gene Ontology annotation, cellular component: nucleus. Gene Ontology annotation, biological process: proteasome-mediated ubiquitin-dependent protein catabolic process. The transcript has a single exon. Gene Ontology annotation, molecular function: ubiquitin binding.